AGCUCAGGCUAAGACCCUCAGCAAUCAGUAUAAAAGCAAGACAAAGUGUCUAGCACCCUCAUUCAAGUUCUACAGCUUGCGGCACCAACGACUAACCGUAAGCGUACAAACUAUCUCUGCUACAAGUAUCAAUCCCACGAAUAUGGAACGGAAUCCUCGCUGGCUAACACUUAGCAUUCUUUUGCUAUUCGCCCAACUGGCUCGCUUGGAAUCAGUGUAUGACCAGUCCUGCCGUCCAGGGGACUCAGGAUGCCCGGCAGACCGGGGGCAUCGUAUGAUGGAAGAUCGUGGCGCUGCUUUGGAGGAAUACGAUGAGCAUUUGGUCUAUAGACAGGUUAGCGAGCCAAAGGACGUUCGUCGCCGCGAGCAAAUUCCGGAGGAUGAACGUGCUGUCCGACGAGUAGAUGAGCGACGAAAUGAGCUGUCUCGACGUGAAGAAGAUGCGUCUCGUCGACAAGUUCGAGAAGAUCGCAGCGACUCACGAAACGUUGAAAUCUUACGACGUCAAGAGCAACGCGAAAUGUUCCGUCAAGAAGAACGUGAAGGAGAGCAACGUGAAAUGUCCCGCCGAGAAGAGUUGAGUCGUGAAGACCGUUUGGAAAUGGAAGCCCGAGAGCAACGAGUUACGUCUCGCAGUCAAGAACGAGAAAAUCGGGAUGCCUCUUUGGAGAAGCGUAUGGCAGCACGAGAGCACCGAGUAACCUUACAAAGGCAAGAAAUAGAAGGUCGCGAAGACCCCUGGGAAAACCGCAUGGAAGCACGAGAGCAACGAGUUACGUCUCGCAGGCAAGAGCGAGAGCAGCGAGUUACAUCGCGAAGGGGAGAAAACCGAGAACGUCAUGAAAACCGUAUGGAAAGCCGCAGAGAAGACCAUAAAGACCGUGUGGAAAAUAGAAGAGACAUGUCGCAAGGUGAGGAGCGCCGGCAGGAACGUGAAACUCGUGACGAUCAAGAGCAGCGAGUAGAAAGGCGUGUAAGCCGCGAAGUUGUUCGACGAGAAGAGCGCGAUGAGUCACGCAACGAACGGAUGCGUGAAGCUCGCGAGGAAAAUCAAACACGACGUGAGCAGCAUCAGAUGAGACGUGACGAGCGUGAUAUCUCUCGUAGACAAUUUGAAGAUAAUCGUAUUGAAGAACUGGAAAGUCGCAUUGAUAUGCGCCUGAAUCGUGAGAACAUGCGUCGUAGCGAGGAGCGUGAUAGUCUCCGACGAGAGCGAGCUGUGGAUGAGCGAAGGGAUAAUCGGGACAGCAUGGUACGUGACGAAAUUUCUCGCAGGGAAGCAGUACGUGAAGUACGAAAUAUUGAGCGCAGACAAGAGCAAGAUCGCAAUGAGCAGCGAGAGGAGCUGCGUCGUAUGGAUGAGCGAGUAAAUAUGCGACGAGAGGUGCAAGUUCCUCGUGAAGAUCGCGCACAGCCCGAAGAACGUAGAUCUGAGCGACUGAACAGGCGAGCCGAAGAGUCCAGGCGGAACGAAGUGCGACGUGAGAAUCGCCGAGAGCAGAGCGACAUCACACGAAGAGACGAGCGUGAGGAGCGCGAAGAGCGUGCGGAAAGAUUGGACGACCGCCAAAACAUGCCAAGAAGAGAAGCUUCCAGACGGUAUGCAGAGCGUAAUGAGAGAGAAAAUGAAGCACUCGAACGCCGCUGGUCCCCAAUCACCAUGCCGAUGAAACCAAGCACUGAGUACGGCAAGCAAGGUCUGUUCCUUGCUGGCCAGGCACUGUUGCUGCUCUUUCUGUACUCCAAGAUGGGCAAUAACUCAAAGGGAGCAAACAUAUGCAGCAGCAUUGGCGAGCGUAUUCAGAGCUUCUUGCAUCCCGUUGAAUGUUAAGGCGCUGAAUGGAUGAAGCAAAGCAAAGCUGUUGACCUGAACUGCAAUGAAAGUACCUAACGCGUGAAUCCAGAUGAUGUCUGUAAAUGUAAAUGUAAAUUUAAAUGCAUUGUAAACUUUAAUCCAAAUCAAAUAUUAUACCAAACGCAAAUAUAAGCAACACUUUAUUG
Messenger RNA from Drosophila busckii, 2001 nucleotides. Its product is annotated as trichohyalin. The record is from RefSeq and is a predicted model, not a curated record. The transcript is spliced from 2 exons. Bases 143 to 1831 code for a protein of 562 amino acids. Lineage: Eukaryota; Metazoa; Arthropoda; Insecta; Diptera; Drosophilidae.